Capsaspora owczarzaki ATCC 30864 is the source of this 2680-nucleotide messenger RNA. RefSeq lists its product as hypothetical. The record is from RefSeq and is a predicted model, not a curated record. The coding region runs from base 47 to 2362 and encodes 771 amino acids. Gene Ontology annotation, molecular function: protein binding. NCBI's taxonomy places the organism in Eukaryota, Filasterea, Ministeriida, Capsasporidae. The transcript is spliced from 9 exons.
AAGUUGCAGUGAUUCACUUUUGUUUGUCGGUUGUUUCGGGUUUCCAAUGGAUUCAAGCGAGCUCGCUCGCCUGCAGCCGCUUCGCCUCCGCGCUCUCAACGCAGUGCGUCUCGGUCAGUGGGACGCCUUCGAGGACGCCAUCGCCCGGCUCGAGGCCAGCCACACCGCGCGCACGUCGUCGUUAAUCAUACAAGGCUGGGCUGCAGACGCUCGAUCGCUGGCCAAGUUUGUCGCCGGCCAAGUCGAUUCUACUGAGACUGACGAGAGCCCGUCAUCGCAGCACACCGAGCGUCGAGUCGCACAAAACUACCUCGACUGGAGCGAUCUGAAGCUGUCGUCGCAAGACCUCCAGUUGGUGGCCAUGCACAAUGCGCUCGCCGAUCGUUUGGCCACUCGCUGGAACGCACCGUCGACAACGACGCCAACCCGAAAGUCGCUUCAGCAAGACCGCAGCGAAUUUCACGCUCUUGCCACUCUGCUGCAUGGAAUCCCGCCAGCUCCGCGGUCUCUGCAAAUUGCAGCCAGUGUCUACAUCUUGCAUGUGCUCUGGUGCUUGCAGUCUUGGGCAGGACCGCAUCUGGCGGGGGGAAGUUCCGAGGCCGUGCAGCAGGAAACGCGCGUCAUGUCGGCAGCUCAUUCGGUCGUUCAAGCCUGGCGACAGCUGCUUCGUCUGGCCCACGUGCUCCAUCCCGACGCAACUCCAGAAGAGGAGCGACUUGAGCGCAAUCUCGGAUUUUCGGCUGCGGUGGUUGGGGGCGACGUGACGCUGCAAAUUCAAGAGCUGUGUGCCUUCCGCGUUCAGGCCGUCCUGCGUUUGGCGCAUCAGCAUCGAGACAUGGCCGACCUUGUUUACCAAGCCACUGCUCUACUGGGGAUGCUGUGUCUGGUUCAUCCGCCGACCUGUCCUGCGGCAUUCAAUGAGCGAAUGUCAACCACAUCCAUGGCACUGGGUGUUCCUCGUGCGGGCACCACCACGGCCGAAUUCCAGCAGAUGACGUUCUCAAUGCUCGAAGCCCUUGCGACCAGUUUGACCCAACGCGCUCUCGUGACCUCUGGACAAAGUUUCCCCGUUCACUUUCUGGCGAGUGGAGGCUUUGCUGCAGCCUUUCGACCCGAGCACGAGCUCGCUUCGAGCGCUUCAGUUCUUUAUGCAAUUGCAGCCACGCAACAGGCAGAAAACUUCUUGCCACAGCAAACUGCGUUCGCGUGGUCGGGUCGUGAUCGGUUCGCACGGCAAGCUGAUUGGGCGCUGGGUGCAAUGUCGCGCCUUGAUUCACCUCUUCUGUCUGUUUAUUCAAUGAGGGUGUGUCGUGCGAUCGAAGCCAAGAAUUGGGCUCAGGCCGAAACGCUUCUUCGCGAAGGAGUCGGUUGUUUCAACCCCCUCCCUGUGAUUCAGAGCAUGCUGCUUGGAUGCGUCGAAUUCAAUCGGAGCAAAUACGAGCAAGCAGCCAUCAGCUUUCAACAGGCUUUGGGUCUAGGGGAUGCUAAUCUGCAAUGUGUGGCACUGUACAACUUGGCAAUGACUUGGCUCGCUCAAGGAGAUGCAUCUAGUGCCGAAGAGGCUCUGCGAAAGGCUAUAACCAAUCACGAAGCCCGCCAAUGGCGUGAUGCUCACCCAAUCCAUGCGCUGUGGAUUUCGCAAACUCCUUUCGGGGCGAUGAUGGUGCAGUUUCACACCGACUCGCCCAAGGUGCUUUCCGGCGCGAUUUUGCAUCUCUGGCUUGCGAGAUGUCUUGUUCGCCAGCAACGCUGGAGCUCGGCUGUGAUUGAGUAUCGGCGCGCACGUGAUGCCAAUGUUGCAGCUGAGAUUGAAGAAAAUCAGCUUGUCGAAGAGAUGUCCCAUGCGUUGCUGAAUGGGAACCAACCAGAAGAAUGUCUAGCAGUGCUCGACUCGGCACCAAUCCAGAAUUCGCCGUGGCGCUGGAGCGUGCGUGCAGAGGCGCUCGCCCGCUUGCGCCAGUUUCCCGAUGCCCUGGCUGCCGUAGAUUCAGGGCUCGGUGCAUGCGAUGCAAACAAUCCCAUGCGAACGGUGCUUUUGAACAACAGGAUUGUGCUUCUAUUACUCGCACGGCGGGUUUCCGAGGCUCAAGAAGCAGCCAAUCGUGCAACAAGCCUCGUUUCGCGCGACGAAACCGUUGCUUAUAACGCAACAUUGCUGGUCUUGCUGCUCGGUACGCAGUCACAAGGACGCGAUGCAUUGCGACGCUGGAAGCUUGGUCGCCAGCAGCGUCAACACAUUGUCGUGCAGCAAACAGCGAUGGAUGUGUCGGUAGCGCGCACCCCGCUUGUCGCCCGCUCAUGCCGAAUUCAACCGAGCGUCACCGAUACACAGCUCGCGCUGUUGCAGGCGUCGCCGUCAUAGAAUGCGAUUGGACGACAAAAAACAAAAAAAAAAAAAAAACAAAAACAAAUCUGCGUGAAACAAUUUGAACAAAUGGAAGAACUAUGAAACCGAGGUUUGAUUAUUCCGAGGCUGAGGCAGGAGCAGCCGCAGUUUCGGUGGACUCGGUGGACUCGGUGGACUUGUCAGCGGCGGGCUCGGCAGUCUCAGGCUCGGCAGCCUUGGGCUCGGCAGUCUCAGCCUUGGGCUCGGCAGCCUCAGGCUCAGCAGCAACAGUCUCAGCAGCAACAGUCUCAGGCUCAGCAGCAGCAGCAGCAGUCUCAGGCUCAGCAGCAGCAG